This is a messenger RNA of Mercenaria mercenaria, 1122 nucleotides long. RefSeq names its product C1q-related factor-like. Gene Ontology annotation, molecular function: protein binding. NCBI's taxonomy places the organism in Eukaryota, Metazoa, Mollusca, Bivalvia, Venerida, Veneridae. The transcript has 3 exons. The coding region runs from base 1 to 801 and encodes 266 amino acids. The record is from RefSeq and is a predicted model, not a curated record.
AUGUUUGAAUUUUUACUCAUCAUCUGUGUCACCAUAUUUGGGAUGACUACAGCUGAAACAGAAAGCGAAUUUCAAACAGCUUUACUUAAAAGACUUGAAGCAACUGAAAGCCUAGUUCGGGAUCUUCUUCAAGAGGUGAACAAAGUGAAAUCUCAAGACAAGAUUCAACGAAGCCAGAUUGCUCACAUGGAAAAGCAACUUCGUGCCCAGCAGCAACGAAGCUCUCAACUAGAAACUCUAAUGAGGAGCUUUAAAGUUUCUGGCAAAGAGGAGAGUUCCGAUAAAACAGACUGGUCUCCUGUUCUACCAUCCAAGAAGCAUUCUCUCCCUACAGACAAUGGUUCAUCAAUGCAAAGAAUACGGAGAGUAGAAAAUGAAACUCCUGUUGCAUUCUUUGCUAAGAUGGUAAAUCAUCUUGAGCAUGGUGGUGUACAUCAGACCGUUAUAUUUGACAGCGUCGUUACAAACGUAGGAAACGCUUACUACAGCCACAUUGGCACGUUCAUAGCUCCCUUACCUGGAACGUACGUUUUCUCAACAACGCUGGUGUCACGCCAUUUCAACGGUGCACAUGCACAAUUCGUAAAAAACGGAACUGCUCUGACAACUAUGUACGUAAGCGCUGGACAAACUGGGGAUGAUACGACUAGCCAAACUAUUGUUCUUCAGCUUGAGAAAGGCGAAGAUGUUUCAGUCCAAAAUCUCGACUCGGACAAAUCCUUUUACGGAGACAGUCACAGCAUUUUUUCGGGAUUCUUAUUGGAGGAGGAUUACUCAAGCUCUGUUAUUGUGGGAAAAUAAGGCCAAAAGAACAUUACAAGAAAAUAAGUCAUGCUAUAUUCAAAAUUUUCAGUUUUUACAGAUCUUGAACUUAUAUACAUUGUUAAAUGCAUAACGGAAUGUGAUAACCAUGUUGUAAAUGUGUAACAUUUUCAUUCGAAAUGAGUUUUUAGCUUGUAGCAUGAAAACAACUAACAGUAUUUUUAAAGAAAUCUGAAGUUGAGCACAUACGCCAGUUAUUGUAUGGGAAACAUGUUACUAAGUUUAAUAAGUUUAUUCUGUUUUUAUAAUUUUAAGUUAGGACAUUAACAUUGGGUUAAAUACAUGAUACAUAAAAUCGAA